This is a messenger RNA of Maudiozyma barnettii, 165 nucleotides long. It is a transcript of the gene VMA9, whose product is annotated as H(+)-transporting V0 sector ATPase subunit e. The transcript is spliced from 3 exons. The record is from RefSeq and is a predicted model, not a curated record. Lineage: Eukaryota; Fungi; Ascomycota; Saccharomycetes; Saccharomycetales; Saccharomycetaceae. Bases 1 to 165 code for a protein of 54 amino acids.
AUGAUUGUCGGCGUGUUGGUUGUAGUGGUCAUAUCCUCCUAUGUCUUCUGGAUAAUGGCUCCUAAGGAGAAUAGAACUCAUACUGGCUUUGGCUAUGAUGUAUUUAAUGUGGGCCAUUACUUACCUGUGUCAAUUACAUCCUCUAGUAGAACCUCGUCGUUCUGA